This is a messenger RNA of Durio zibethinus, 3601 nucleotides long. The record is from RefSeq and is a predicted model, not a curated record. NCBI's taxonomy places the organism in Eukaryota, Viridiplantae, Streptophyta, Magnoliopsida, Malvales, Malvaceae.
GCACCAAGUAAGUCUAGAUUCUUCUCGAAUCGAAUGGCUCAUAAACAAGCCACAUUGGCAUCGUCGUAGCCGAAUGCUGCUUGCUCGCCCUGUCCGCCUGAAUCGUUGCGAUUUGGCGAACCCUAAAAGUAACACGUCCAGUUCCGUACACAUACGAUUGCUUUUUCAUCUAUCAAAUCGAAUUCUCAGGUGUUGGUAGCUGUUGAACUGCUAUGGCAGAUCAGCACUCUAAUGAAGGUUCAAGCUCUAAUGAAGGUUCAAGUACAGGCAGCUCAUCUGUGGAAUCUUCUGAUUCACUUGUAGAGCUCAGGAUCAAGACUUUGGAUUCACAGAUUUGUAGUUUUGUUGUUGACAAAAAUACACCAGUUUUAUUGUUCAAGGAGAUAAUAGCUAAGGAACUAGGUGUCCCAGUUGGUCAGCAACGGCUGAUUUUCAGGGGAAAGGUCUUAAAGGAUGAUCAUCGUCUUUCUGAAUAUCAUGUUGAGAAUGGGCAUACAUUCCACUUAGUUGAAAGGCAGCCAGCCCAAUCACAGCCUUCAUCUGAUACGAGUUCAGGAGAGACAAAUGGAAAUAACAGUAAUCGAGGAAAUGAUGUUGGUGCAGGCAUUCCUCGUAAUCGAGUUGGGCAGAUUUCACACAGUGUAGUUCUUGGGACCUUUAAUGUUGGAGAUCAAGGUGAAGGCAUUGUCCCAGACCUUACUCGGGUUAUUGGGGCAGUUUUAAAUUCUUUUGGAGUUGGAGGCCAGCCUGCUAAUAAUGGUACCACUACACAGUCUUCAACCUCUGCUCCUCAAGGAAAUGAAGCUGAUGGAGCGCUUGGUGGUGGCGAGAACCAAGCAGGAAAUCAAACACAGUCUGCACAAUCCUUUCCUGGUCAAUCAUUUCAAGUUGCUCCUCAAGUUAUGCCAAUUCCUUUGACAGCAGCCCAAAUACCUGUUCCUUCAUUUAAUUCGCCAAUUCCCGAUUCUUUAAAUACUCUCGCAGACUUUAUGAACCGCAUGGAGGCACAUUCUCCAAAUGGCUAUCAGCUGCACUCGUCUACGACUAACGGAAGAGACCAACAAAGGGUAGCAUUGCCGUCCGAUGCGCGAGGUUUGCCUACACCUGAAGCAUUGGGCAUUGUUUUGCGGCACGCAGAACAGCUUCUCAGCAGUCAUGCUAUUGCUGCAUUGUCUCAUAUUGCAGGACGUUUAGAGCAAGAGAGGGAUUCUUCUAAUCCUACAGUGAGGGGGCAAAUUCAAACAGAAUCAAUGCAAGUAGGUCUUGUAAUGCAGCAUUUAGGUUCGCUUCUUUUAGAGCUUGGUCGAACCAUAUUGACGCUGCGGAUGGGGCAUUCUCCUGUCGAAUCUUCAGUCAAUGCUGGACCUGCAGUUUAUAUAUCUCCUUCAGGGCCGAAUCCUAUAAUGGUUCAGCCUUUCCCCCCUCAAACCAGCUCCCUCUUUAGCGGUUCCCAUUCUCCAUCAAAUCCUCCAACUGUAGGUCCUGUUGGUAUUGGAAAUGCUCCAAGGCACAUAAAUAUCCAUAUACAUGCUGGCACCGCACUGGCACCUGUGGUUUCAGCAGUUGGUAACAGAACAAGCAAUGGUGAAGGGGUGCAAGGAGAACGUGGUAAUAGUGCUGGUUCUGGUUCAAUCCGGGUUCUUCCUGUGCGAAAUGUUAUUGCUGCUGCUGUCCCAGCACGUGCUACUGGUGCAGCGUCCAGUGCACAAUCCACUCCCACUGAGUCAUCGCUAUCCUCUGUUAUUGCUGAAGUCAAUUCAAGAAUUAUAAACUUUGUCAAUAACAUGCAGGGAGAGAACCAGGUUGCAUCAGGUAAUGAUGUGGAUACUCAACUGGCAAAUAAUAUGGCUGCUAGUGGAGCUGGGGAUUCUAGUGUUGCAUUACAGGCAGACCUUCUUGAAACUGAAGAACAGAAGUCACAACCUCAACACGCUGAAGGAAGUAACAAUAUCAUGGUGAGUGGUGAGAGCUCAAAGGAUGUAUCAACUGGCACAGUUGGAUGCCCUCCAAGUUCAAGUGGAGAACCCUCGGUUAAGUCAAAAGACCCUUCAGGAACUGUUCUGAGAUCCAGCGUGGAAAAUGCCAAACCUGUUCCACUUGGAUUGGGGUUGGGGGGUUUGGAAUGUAAGAGGCGAGUUAAACAGACAAAAUCGGCUCUCACUACUGGUGAUAGUGGAACAACUAGCUCUUCUCUUGAUCAGAACUUGAGUUCUAGAAUGACUGGCCAACAGAUUUUGCAGUCACUUGCAUCUCGGAGCUCUUCAAUGCAUAGGGUGGAACAUGAUGCUUCCUCAAGUAAUCCAGGUGUUCAGAGUAAUAAAUUGUCAGGAAUACAAAGUUCUGAUGAUCAAUUGGAUGCUGCUAAUGCUGUCUCUCAAGCUCUUCAAAGCCCUGUGUUAAAUGGCUUAUUGUCCAGGGUUUCAGAGCAGACUGGUGUUGGUUCACCUGAUGUUUUUAGGAAUAUGUUGCAGCAACUCACUCAAAACCCACAAAUCAUGAGUACUGUCAGUCAACUAGCUCAGCAGGUUGAUAGCCAGGAUAUUGGAAACAUGUUUUCAGGAUUGGGAGGAAGCGAAGGUGGUGGAAUUGAUCUCUCACAGAUGGUCCAACAAAUGAUGCCUAUUGUUUCUCAGGCUCUUAGUUGUGGGGCAUCUGCACCUCCGCCAUUCUCUGCUGUAGAACCUAAAUCUCAGGUCCAGCAUAAUGGGAGGAAGUCAAGUGCAGCUGAUAAACCUUGUGAUCGAGAUUUUCAGGAUAAUAUUCAACAAACGGCUGAGAGGAUUGAGCAAUCUAAUUUGCCCGGGGAUGUCUUCCAUGCUGUUGCAGAAAAUGCAGUUCAGGUAUAUGGCAAUGGGAGGAAUGCUGAAGAACUUCUGAAUGAGUUGUGUGGUAACGAGGGUCUUGCCAAGGAAUAUACAGAGAUGCUACAGAGGGACGUACGUCAAAGAUUUCAGGAUAAAUCUGAGAAGGAUAAGAGCUAGCAGUUGACUCUGAAAAUGAAAGUUACAGUAAUUCGAAGUUCUGAAAGAUUCUUAAACCCUGCCUGAGAUUUGUUCCUUGUCAAAAGCAGCCAAACUGUUAAUCUGGCAAGAGGAUGAUGUCCUUUGUUUCAAGCUGAGAUGUUUUUAAUCUGUAAAAUCACUUGUUAGAUUUAACUGUUAGAAGUCAACUCGCUCAAUUAGUCAUUGCUCUUGCUGUGCAUUCAAAAAUUAUAGUUAUGGAGGAUACCGUCUAAAAACUUACUAGGUCCAUAAUUGUGAAAUGGAGCAUUAAAUCUUGAUGGCAACCUGUCUUGUGCAACAUCAUCUCAACUCUCAAACAAGUUGGGACCUCCAUGCAUAAACAGCUAUUUGCCAUAAGGUUUUCCGUUCUUUAAAGCUGGAACGACUGGAUGAUGAGUGAUUGAAUAAUUUGAGUUGCUACCUAGCUACUAUGAGUCAGCGUCUCUUGUUUUCAUUUUCAUGGGGAAGAAUUAGUACUUCUAUAUGCUUUCAUAGUUGCCAUCCCUAUCAAGAAUUUGAGUCGGGACUUUGUGGAUGGUGUUUCGGUUGUUCAAUAUAAUGAAGAAAUUCAAUGUUUCUAUCUGUAUAAUGUUGAUUGA